Messenger RNA from Oncorhynchus masou masou (cherry salmon), 975 nucleotides. RefSeq names its product catechol O-methyltransferase domain-containing protein 1-like. NCBI's taxonomy places the organism in Eukaryota, Metazoa, Chordata, Actinopteri, Salmoniformes, Salmonidae. The record is from RefSeq and is a predicted model, not a curated record. The transcript has 7 exons. Bases 92 to 835 code for a protein of 247 amino acids. Gene Ontology annotation, molecular function: S-adenosylmethionine-dependent methyltransferase activity; O-methyltransferase activity.
CCAUCCACACUGGUUAAAUAGUAGACCCACAUUCCUUCCAUGAUGUCUCUUUGGUGUUCACUCUAUAUAGCUGAAUAGACACACUUCCAAAAUGGCUCCAGAUAUCAAGAUGUAUUUCUGCAUUCAUCUUGUUCUUGCACUAACAGGUACAGGGAUAGGAUCUGCCCUGCCAGGUAAGAGCCACAGUGGAGGGAAGAACAACCCAGUGCUGCAGUAUGUCGUGAACAACUCACUGAGAGAACAUCCUGUCAUGACCAAACUCAGACUGAAAACCCUUGAGGACCCAUGGAGCAUCAUGCUGGUUGCUAGUGAACAAGCACAACUGAUGGCAAAUCUGGCCAAACUGAUCAAUGCCAGCAAAACCAUUGAAAUUGGGAUGUACACAGGGUACAACACCCUGAACAUGGCGUUGGUUGUACCAGAGGGUGGUCAAGUAGUAGCAUGUGAAAUAGACGACGAAUACGUGAACAUUGCUAAACCUUUCUUUAAAGAGGCCGGAGUCGAGGAUAAAAUUACUGUCCAUCUUCAAAUGUGUAUAAAAACACUGGAUGAGUUGAUCGCUGCUGGGGAAGCUGGCACCUAUGACUUUGUGUUCAUCGAUGCGGAUAAAAGGAACUAUGACAGAUAUUACGAGAAGUCUCUUGAGCUUGUGAGACAAGGGGGCAUCAUUGCCAUCGAUAAUGUACUCUGGAGUGGUAAAGUGGUGGACCCUGCUCCUGAUGACCUGACCUCCCAGGCUCUGGACAAGCUCAACAAGAAACUACACACAGACCAGAGGAUCGAUCUGAGCAUGCUCACUGUGGGUGACGGACUCACCCUGGCUAUCAAACGCUAACCCAUGCUAACUCAUACUAACACACGAUGACAAAUGCUUAACCCAUACUUACUCCAAACCCGCUGUGAUUUAUUGGGGAUUUAUUGGAGAUGUGGUAAACAUGAAGGGCUGGAAUAAAUAGAUGCUAUUUUCAACAAGUA